Molecule: messenger RNA, 3586 nt
Organism: Lactuca sativa (garden lettuce)
Lineage: Eukaryota; Viridiplantae; Streptophyta; Magnoliopsida; Asterales; Asteraceae
Gene: RBR1
Product: retinoblastoma-related 1
Biological process (GO): negative regulation of G1/S transition of mitotic cell cycle; cell differentiation; regulation of transcription by RNA polymerase II
Cellular component (GO): chromatin; nucleus; transcription regulator complex
Molecular function (GO): RNA polymerase II transcription regulatory region sequence-specific DNA binding
Source: RefSeq, a predicted model, not a curated record
GUUGUUUUUCCCGCGCUACCGUACCUCCGGAUCCCCAAAAGCAGAGGGAAGAAAAGGAAAAAAGAAAACAAGAAAGAGGGCAAAACCCCGAAUCGAGAGAGAAGCAGCUGCUACGAGUGUGUGUUCUGAAAGAUAGGGUUUUUUUAAUCGUUUUGAUUUGUCAGAUCUAUUCAAUAGUUGGGUUGUUAAUUCAGCGCCGAAUUCGCUUAUUAGGGUUUCGGCGAAUCGGAGAUCUGGUUUGUUUCUUGUCAACGAGAUUUGCGUAAAUCGUUUGACAGGUUAACUUAUGUCGACCAUGGGAGACAUCGGGCCUCUAAAUCCUGACACUGUUACCUCUACACAAACCGUAACUACAAUUGAAGCUCGAUUUAGCGACUUUUGCAAGGGUCGAUUGACAAUGGAUGAUAACGCUUCAGAAGAAGCGAUGAAGCUGUUCAAUCAAAGCAAACACCUUUUCUUGACAAAUGCAUCCAGUCUUGGAAGUGGAACGCCUGAGGAAGCCGAGCACUACUGGUUUGCAUUUCUCUUGUUCUCCAUGAAAAGAUUAAGACAGAAGAAUGAUGCAGAAGAUGCUGAUAAAACUAAUGGGAAUGACUUUAAGCUUUACCAAAUACUUAGAGUUGCAAAACUAAAUUUUGUAGAUUUCUUCAAAGAACUACCUCAAUAUUUAGUCAAGAUUGGUCCCAUUUUAAGCAAUCUAUAUGGUUCUGAUUGGGAAACUCGUCUUCAAGCAAAAGAGUUGCAGGCAAAUUUUGUGCAUCUCAGCCUUUUAAGCAAGUACUACAAACGUGCAUUCAAGGCACUUUUUCUUGAUAAUGUUGAUGCCCAAUCAGCUGUUGCCAACUCAGCCGAAUACAUAGCCAACUGUCAUCGUUUUGGAUGGCUUCUAUUUCUUGCUCUACGUGUCCAUGCAUUCAGUCGUUUCAAAGACCUAGUCACAUGCACUAAUGGAUUGGUCUCUAUUCUGGCAAUUUUGAUCAUUCAUAUUCCAGCUCGCUUCAGAAGCUUCUCAAUUAAUGAGUCUUCUCGCUUCGUUAAGAAGGAAGACAAAGGUGUGGAUCUACUUGCAUCACUUUGUAACAUGUAUGAAACAUCAGAAGACGAAUUGAGAAAAACAAUGGUGAGAACAAACAUUGUGGUGGAAGAAAUCUUGAUGAAAAAUCCUUGCUCAGCAUCAGAAUGUCAGAAUGGAAACUUAGACAAUAUUGACACAGAUGACUUAACAUAUUUUCAAGAUUUAUUAGAAGAAUCGUCUUUAUCUUCUGAUUUAAGCAUUCUAGAAAAAGACUACAAUGAUGCAAUGCUUUUAGAAGGCGAAUUAGAUGAAAGACUUUUCAUUAAUGAUGAAGAAAGUCUCCUUGGGUCAAGCAGCUUGUCUGGUGGUGCCAUUAACAUGAAUGGAACCAAGAGGAAAGUUGACUCGAUGACAUCACCAACAAAGACAAUCGCAAGUCCACUUUCACCUUUCAGAUCUCCCUCAAAGAUGAUAUCUACUCCUGUUAGCACAGCAAUGACAACUGCAAAAUGGCUCAGAACCAUUGUUUCUCCACUUUCUUCUUUUCCUUCUGUAGAUCUAACUAGAUUCUUGCAAUCAUGUGACAAGGAUGUCACGAGUGAUGUCAUCAAAAGGGCACGCAUAAUUCUAGAAGCUAUUUUCCCCAGUAGUGGUCUUGGUGAUCGAAGUGUAAUGUCAAUGUCAAACAUGCAAAGUAGCAAUCUGAUGGAUAAUAUUUGGGCUGAACAUCGUAGGCUUGAAGCAUUGAAGUUAUACUAUAGAGUUUUACAAGCAAUGUGUACAGCAGAAGCUCAAAUCCUACAUGGCAACAAUCUAACAUCAUUGUUAACAAACGAAAGGUUUCACAGAUGUAUGCUCGCAUGUUCAGCUGAGCUUGUUCUUGCUACUCACAAAACUGUUACAAUGUUGUUUCCAGCUGUUUUGGAAAGAACCGGGAUUACUGCUUUUGAUCUUAGUAAGGUUAUUGAAAGCUUCAUCAGACAUGAGGAAUCUCUUCCUAGGGAAUUGAGGCGACAUUUGAAUUCUCUUGAAGAAAGACUCCUGGAAAGCAUGGUGUGGGAGAAAGGGUCUUCCAUGUAUAACUCUUUAACAGUUGCAAGGCCUUCACUUUCUUCUGAGAUCAAUCGUCUUGGGUUGUUGGCGGACCCCAUGCCUUCUUUGGAUGCAAUUGCACUGCAAUGUAAUAUGUCCUGUGGAGGGUUGCCACCUGUACCUUCGUUGCAGAAACGUGACACGUCACCAGGGAAAAGUGGUGAACUGAGGUCACCAAAGAGGGUUUGCAAUGAGUAUCGAAGUGUUUUGGUUGAAAGGAAUUCGUUCACUUCACCUGUUAAGGAUCGUUUGUUGGGGAUUAAUAAUCUUAAGUCAAAGAUGCUGUCUCCUGCUUUGCAGUCUGCAUUUGCCAGUCCAACAAGGCCAAAUCCAACAAGAGGAGAAACGUGUGCAGAAACGGCUGUUAAUCUGUUCUUUAGCAAGAUUGUGAAGUUAGCUGCUGUUAGAAUCAAUGGAAUGGUUGAAAGGCUGCAGAUUUCACAACAAAUAAGAGAAAGGGUAUACUGUCUUUUUCAACAGAUUCUGAGUCAGAGAACAGCUCUGUUUUUUAAUCGGCAUAUUGACCAAAUCAUCCUGUGUUGUUUCUAUGGAGUUGCAAAGAUCACCCAAUUGAGUUUAACUUUUAAAGAGAUCAUAUUCAACUACAGAAAGCAAGCACAUUGUAAACCUCAAGUGUUUCGUGCUGUGUUUGUUGAUGACAGGUCAUCUUCUCGGCGAAGUGGAGGGAAAACAGGGCAGGAUCAUGUUGAUAUCAUUAUGUUUUACAAUGAGAUAUUCAUUCCAGCUGUGAAGCCAUUGUUAGUGGAGCUUGCUCCUUCUGGAGUUGCUAAAAACCCUAACCAGGUAUCAGAAGCCAACAAGGAAGAUGAAGGUCCAUGCCCUGGGUCACCAAAGGUGGUGUCAUCAUUCCCGAGUCUUCCAGAUAUGUCUCCAAAGAAGGUAUCUGCAGUACACAAUGUAUACGUCUCUCCAUUGCGCUCAACAAAGAUGGAUGCUUUGAUAUCUCAUGGGUCUAAAAGCUAUUACGCGUGUGUUGGGGAGAGCACUCAUGCCUACCAAAGCCCAUCCAAGGACCUCACUGCCAUCAACAAUCGUCUGAAUGGCCAUGGGACACGGAAGGUGAGAGGGACACUCAACUUUGAUGAGGUGGAUGUUGGAUUGGUGAGUGACUCGUUGGUGGCAAACAGCUUAUAUCUUCAAAAUGGGAAACCUCCAUCUGCAUCUGCAACUGCUCAACAGCAGCUCAAGACUGAAUGACACAGACACUAUACUAUAAUACUAUACUUUACUAGAAGACUUAAUAGGAGGUUAAGUUAAGUUAAGUUAAGUUAAGUAAGGUUGGUUGGUAGUUGGUAGUAGUUGAGGUGUGUAUGUAUAUAGAGAAUUUGAUUUGGGAUGGGGAUGGGGAUGGAAUGAGCGGUGAAAUUAUUGUACAGUAGCCGCCACUAACCUCAAUUAAUGCUUUCUUGCUUGGUGAAUGAUGAUGUUGGAUUUGUAAUAAAUUUCUUUAUCCAUCCA